Messenger RNA from Formica exsecta, 1919 nucleotides. Its product is annotated as rho GTPase-activating protein 21-like. The record is from RefSeq and is a predicted model, not a curated record. The transcript has 2 exons. The annotation marks the transcript as partial. Lineage: Eukaryota; Metazoa; Arthropoda; Insecta; Hymenoptera; Formicidae.
AUUAACACGACGAAUUUUACAGGUAGCGACCUUCUAACCAGCCUCACGACCACGUUCGAUCGCAAAUGGAGGUCCCUCGUCAAUCAAUCGUCGACUCAAGCGCAGCCUCCUCCGGAAUCCGCGCCCCGUAAUAAGAAUGGCACCUCCGCGGAACGGGAGCAAAAAUCGAGCGUGUCUGUGAAAUUCCGAUAUCCAUCUACGGAAACCUAUCGUGAUCCCAGCCUUCAUAAAUCGCUCGACAAAUAUCACAUCUCCCGCCCAAAGGACGACACUCCCGAGAAGGAUACCGAUUCUACGGUGAUUGACGACAUACCACAUUCUUUGGAGUCAAUCACACCGAAUAACGACCGCGGCGCGAACGAUAAGCAGAGGCCGGACCCGAAUCACGCCACGGAGAAGAUGGUGACGGAGAAAACUCCGGAUUCGAGCGAGAAGGACGAGGAUGAUCGGAGGGAUGCCGACGAGGAGGGAGAUUAUCCGUGCGCGGGAAAUCCAAGACGUUACGAAUCGACGAGCGAGAAGAGUCCUCAUGAAAGUAGUAGAUGCUCGGAGAACAACGAUGUCGAUGCAAAAUUGGACGCCAAGAGUCACCAUUACGAGACGACUGGAGAUUCCAGUUAUUCCAAUAAGCUGAAAAAAUUUGAAAGCCUGACGAGCUCCGAGGUGAGAUCCCGCCUGAAACGAUCGGAAUCAUUGAACAAGAGAACGUCCGAGAACACUUGCUCCCGAUUAAAAAGAUCGGAGAGUCUGAAUAAACAUUCGACUGAGAGACCGUCGCUGCUUAAACGAUCCGAGAGUCUCAACAAACACUCCGGUGACAGAUCGGAGUCGCCGGGCAGCAGGCUGAAACGCUCCGAAUCGCUGACCAAGACCGAGAAGACCGAAUGCAAUAUUAGCAAACGGCGCCAAUCGGUGCGAAAGGAGAGCGCCACGAAGCUGAAACGGAAGAACGGAAUGUCAGAACGGUCGAUCAAACGGAGACACACGGUCGGCGGUACCAAGGACUUUGACAAAGUGCACUGGCUCGAUAAUAAACUGCAGUCUGAGGCCGAGAGGAUCAUUAGAAGCGACUACAGACCGAAGAAGAGCCAGCUCAGAACCAGCUCGCCCGAUCUGAGCGCCCAUCGCGUUGGCAUGGCCGACACGAGUUUCUUGAUCGAGGUCAGUUUUCGCGGGCCCAGCAACGUUGUCUUCAACGUGACUAACGCUGCGCGGCCGCAGUCGUUGCCGGAUGCGAAUAUCGCGUCUAAGGUCUUCAAGGUGCCCCUCGAGAGCCACGUAUAAUAUAUGCUCGAAUAAAUUACUCGAUAUUUUUUAUUCACCUCUGAAUAAUACACGCAACGCUGUUGCUGUACCUGCCGUCAUUUUUAAUAUCUGUACCAGUUUAUAUUAUAUCCCUGAAUCAUAUCAAGUUUAUACAUCUCAUAUUAUAAAAAUAUCUGGAUAAUGAUAAUUUAAAUUCUCGUUUGCCGAAAUGAUUCAUCGAUUGUCACUCGCCAACGUGCCAAAGAGCCAUCACUCUAUGAAUCGUUAUCGACAAUUCGUUUCACAAUUAAAAUGAAUUGAAUAUGAAAGGAAACUAGGCACUUCGUCUUCUAAACAGCGAUGUUUUGACCAUCGAGUUAGAUUAAUGUACAAUGCGAGAAUCGUUGCAACGAUCGCGUAUUAGACUUUAUUUUAGAGAAAAAGACACUUUGCCGAUCUAACGGAAAUAGUAAGCGCCAGGUCGCGUUGGAGAAACGUAAGAAAGUUAUUUUAACGGUUUUAAUUGCAUGUGGCAUUUGUAUCGUGUCAAUUAUAUACGUAUUAUCAUACUUGUGAUUUGUGAUUGUGACAUCUUUUGUACAUAAGAUAUAUGUAUAAUGCGGAAUAUAUUAUAUAUAGGAUUCGCGAUUGAAUAUUAAAUAUCCAUGUAACUA